AUGUCUCUGACCAAGUCGCUAGUUGCUGGUGCUACAUUUGCAGCAGCACUCACAGCUGCCGUUUUCACGGUUUGCGUGCACUUCGAAGCGUCUGGCGGUGUUCACCUGUGUAGAGACGCAUGCACGCCCGCAGUCGUCAAGGAAUAUGGAAUCAAGUAUGGACUUGGAGUACAAUCUAUCGACACAUUCCUUUGCCACUUGGACGCCUUCUUCAGAGCAAGCUUAGAAUCACCCGUACUCGAAUUCACACAGCUCUUUCUUCUCAGCGUGCCUGUAUCUGUCUUUGUCCUGCUGAUAGAAUCCAUGCGGGAUGACAAACCAUUAGUCGGAUUCGUCCCGCUGCUCUUCACCAUCCUCCUGCAGACGAUAUCAGGUGCACUCGGGGGCACGCUCUUUUGGAUGCCCUUUGUUGUUCAAGCAUGCUUUGGAGGAUCUAGACAGGCGAAGAAAACUCUAAACCAGGUUGACGUCGAAGCCGCAUUAAUCGCUACCGUAGGAGGGUACCUCGCUCCAACGGCGUGGAUGUUUCUCACCAAAGACAGCCUUGCUAUCUUGGUUUGGCAGUUUUUCCCCAUCUAUCUGUCUAUUCUUCAAAAUGGAUGGAAAUUCUACAAGAGGAACGCGCCGCGCCAACCAGGUUUCGACCUGCUCCAACUCUCUCUAUUCAUCCUCUCUGGCGUUGGAACCAUCUCUUGGUUCUAUAUCCUCAAACCACAUAUCUCAAACUCCAUCCUCAUGGACAUCUACAACUGGGCUCCAUCUUGGAGCAUUCCAGACCGCUCGACGGCAACCCUCCCCUCUGCGGCAUUGCAUAUUCUGCAAUACGAUGCGCUAUGGAUGUUUGGAUCUGCCAUCCUUGCAGGAGUGUUCCUCAUGGACACCAUAAAGGAGGCUCUUUUCGCCAUUCAGACUAUUCCACUCUUUACCCUUCUCUUUGGUCCUGGUGCCGUCAUAGGGGGACUAUGGAUGUACAGAGAGAUGCAGCUCCUUAUUAAUGAGCAAGAGGCCGCUGCUAAAGCGGCGGCUGCAAAGAAAAAGUAG
Messenger RNA from Serendipita indica DSM 11827, 1041 nucleotides. NCBI's taxonomy places the organism in Eukaryota, Fungi, Basidiomycota, Agaricomycetes, Sebacinales, Serendipitaceae. The record is from the annotation of a GenBank genome assembly.